CCUGUUGAUCCUGCAUUCCUGAAAUUGGUCACGGAAGAGGUCGCAGAACUUCGUAUGUCUGUUAAAACCUUGGAAUUUGAAAGUGAAUCACAAGUUAGAGGAAUUUUCUUUCAUGGCCUUUAACCAUUAUCAGAUGAAUAGUAGGAACAGGCAUGGGACAACUGUCGUUACUCGUUAGUAUAAAUUUUGCAUGCCAAAUGAGCUUUCGCGCGUUUUGACUGGCUAGUUGACUAGUAAAUCUGACGCAAUAUAUUUACAAGCGGACUAGUAAAUAGUGCUUUUCAAAAGAAUGAUUCGGAAAACUUGGUUUCAAAAUCGAUGAAAUAUUACAAUUAAAAUUGUCGUAUAAGAAAACUAGACAAGCCCAACAUUUUGUGUUUUAACUUGAAAGGUAGAAAUAUUUUUUAUUAUUUUACUGUGUCAAACACAUUUACGGACAAUUUAAACGUUCUCUUCAAACAUUGUCUAUUUAGCGGAAAGACUAUCCUGAUGCUGGCAUAAACCUUGCUGUAAUAUUUUUUUAAAACCAUUUUGUUUUGUAUCGUAUACAUUUUAGUUUUUCUUUUGAUAUGUCAUAUUUUUAAUCUGAUGUACGGUGACGGUCACGCUGUAUUGUGUUUUCGAAACUUGUAAAAAGAAGUACUAUUUAAAACACGACCAGGAGCCUUAUGCGUACGCAGUAUGCGUACAAAAAACACUGCAGCACUAAAGCAGUAACCGUGAAUCGGCUGAAAAGAGUUUUAUUUGAUUAUUUCUGACAUAUGGGCAUUUUGUUUUAUUUCUCGACUUCGUCUCGAUGAAUAUUCAACGAUAAUCACUUCGCUUUCGUCGAAUAAUUGUUAAAUAUAAGCUACACUGUAUAUCAUUGAUAAAAAAUUAAAUACCUUUUAUUCUUUUCGAUAAAAGUUGAAACACAUUGUGCUAAUAAUUUCAGCAGAGCUUUGCAUCACGAUAAAGAUAAGAUAAUAAGAUUAUCCACUUAGUCGAUCCAAGUAUAUAGCGCUAAACUUUAACAAGAAAUCGUGAAUUUAGACUUGAUUUGUAAAACUUUAGCCUUACGAUGAUACAUCAUUGUCUAAGCACAAAGUUGUUGGCAUUCGCAUUAUCGCAUAUUAUAUUAAAUGAAAAUUCCGUGACUGAGAAAAUCAAUGCCAUUUCUCUGAUAGUCUACGUACUUCUGUCGCAGUGCAUGUAGCUUUGGAGUGACUUCAUCUUCUUCCUGAUCCUGUUAACCAUAAAAAUAUCUUAGGAACCCUCGAAAGUAUCCACUUUUUAAAUGUAGAACAGAACGUUUUAUCCCAUAUUGUGUCAAAAAAUGGGAUUCAAUUGAGAUGACCCACUCAAACUAAUGUGCUUAAUCUAAUCUUCAAGUCAGUAGAUUUUUAUAUAUGUGUAUCGUUAACUUUUAUAACCUUUCAACUUGUAAAUAGUAAGGCUACUUUUACCAAUUUGUAAUUUCAAGUUUUUGUGGUUGCUGGCUAUGCCAUGUACCUGCCAUUUGGAAAUUUUAAUAAAUCAUUCAUUCAUGUCAUUUAAUUUGAUCCAUUGCGUUUCUGGCGCGAGAAAAAUCGUACCCCCAUUUUAAGCACCCGUUAAGCAUGUGUCUUAAUUCAUGAAGUCUGCAUGUUGUAGCAUCGGAAUCAUUUAACAUGGUAUUUUUAUUAAAGCUGAAACCUAAGGCUAUUGCACUAAAUUUUUUAUAAUGCAUGCCAGCUUAAUUUAAAGUCGAGAUGCAAAGCAAGGGUUGUUGGGAUGUCUGGAGUACACAGUAUAUAGACUGUAUGUGUUUUGUUUACCUUUUGCCACGUAAAGACUAGUUAAUAUUUAAAUUGUUACAAUAUACUUAUAUAUUUGCAGAUGAAUACAUUCCUUGAGAAACUUGGUAACAUACAAUCAAACUUUGAUAACGAGUUACGUGAGCUACUUGGCAGGAUGGAAAGAUAUGAAAAGCGUGAGGCAGAGAACACGAAGGAAUUAAAACGUCUUCACGAAGACGUUGAAAAGGUCAAUAUGGAACUCUCAAAAUAUUAUCACAAACAGGAAGAAAAAGUUCCUUAUAUUUUCGAUGCUCCAGGCAGAAACCAAUAUUUCUCCGGGCGAACUCGAGAACUUCAAGAUCUUCAACGUAUUCUAAAUCUUGACGGUACUGGGCUGGAAAGGAAAGUUUGUGUAGCAGUCUGUGGUUUGAGAGGAGUCAAACUUGAAGUCUCUCCCAAUAUCUUAAAGUUUCUUUACGACGUUACAACACAACACGUCUCAGCAGCUGUUGUUAUGAUGACCAGAAGAAAAGAAAGUAAACUUGUUGACGAGAUAUUAAAUCUUCAUAAAGAUCGUUGUCUUAGUCUGAAAUGUCUAAAAGAAGAAGAGGCUAAGCAGUUUAUUUUUUGCAGGACUGGGUUGACUCGCGAUGACAACACGAACAGUGUCGCCGAAAGUCUAGUUAAUGAGCUGGGAGGAUUGCCACUCGCUCUAGAGCAAGCAGGAGCUUGUAUUAAAGCACUACGUUGCAACCUAUCUGACUACCUUGAGCAAUUUCAAACUGAACGCUUGACGCUGUUGAGAAGAGAGAAAGCAAACCGUGUAUUAUUCUUUGAAUCACCUGAACGCCUGGCGGUUCACACGACAUGGUUAUUAAACAUCAAACACAUAAGAGGGAGCCAGGAUGGCGAACAUGCCAUCCGACUCAUGAACGCUUAUGCACUCUUUAAUCCAAACGAGAUCGAAAAAGAAUUAGUCAAUGUUGGUGAACGUCCAAUUGAAGACAAAGCAUUUCGUGAUUGUAUGAGCUCACCUCUGGGUUGUCGUCAAGUUGUUAAACUGCUGAAUGAUUUUUCACUUUUCACGUAUGUCCAUGCGCAUUCUGUCAGUACCCAUCGCCUAGUUCAAGAGCUAGUCAGGGAAGAUCUUGACCCUGAGGAAAAAGCUAAAAGUUUUGUUGAUGCAGUACGCUUGCUUUCCUUCGCAUUUUCUAAAUGCGUAUCUCCAAAACAUCUACUGGGUAAUGUUGGUAUGGAAGAACGCUUGAAAGCCUAUGAUUUGCCAAGAAACCAUUCUCAAUAUUACUUGUGGUCUAAGCUUUGUUUUCAUGCCUUUCAUCUUCAGCAGAAUAUGGAAAAAUUACUGGCAAAUCCAGAUCCAAAAUGUCUAGGUUCGCUUUUUGUUUUCGAGACAGCCAAAGUUUUUUAUGAAUGCGUUGUUUAUUUAAGUGCUAAUCAGAAACAAGAAGAGGCUAAACGAACGCUAAAUUUCGUUUAUCGAAUACUAGAUUGGGUUUCCGUAGAAGAGUACGACACAAUACAAAACAGUCUUUCGAAUAACUCUCUGUUUUCUUUCCAUGUCAUUCCUUUGCCAAAGUGGCUUCAGAUUGUGAUAAAAAAAUGUUUUGUACCUCCUAUGUGUCCCCUUCAACCUCUUGACCAAAAGCCUACUGAGUCGCCAGAUUUAGAGGGGGACAUAGAUAAGCUUAAAUUGAAGGGAAAUAAGAAUUUUAUCGAUGGUCUCUACAAAGAAGCAAUAGAUGCUUAUUCUGCUGCCAUAGAUAUGAGUAGAGGUACAACUGUCUUCAACGCUUUAUUGCUGACCAACCGUGCUUCAGCUUAUAUCAAGCUUAACCAACUUGAUGACGCUUUGAAAGAUGCAAAUGAAUAUAUAUCUCGAUUUCCAGAUUGCUGGAAGGGGUAUGCUAGGAAGGCUUUGGCACUUAAGAAAGUCAGUGCUGGAAUUGCUGCAGCACUGGCUUAUUACUAUUUUUACCUAAAAGAUGGUAGAUGUAUUUUUUCAGAAUAUAAGCCAUUCAAAGGAUCGUUCCCAGGCCUAAAGGAGCGUAUCUCUAUAUGUCAUACUCCAAAUGACUUAUUGGCGAUACUGCUUUCACAAGAAAGCAAUACACAAGAAUGUCUGCGGGUUAUAAUUUUGGGAUCAAAGGAGUAUAUUUUAGAGAUGGAUAUGUUUCUGCCUGUUGUCCCGAUGAAAAACUGCAUCAUAAUUGGUGCAAAAUCCAAUGCCUCUAUCACUUUGAAACUCGAAGGUAACACAUUGCUUCACUUGUCUGAAAACUGUAUGCUUGCAAAUCUUUCUUUUGCUAUUGACGAAGGUCAAAUCAUAGGUUUGGGUGGUUCUUUUGUUCAUAUCCUUAACUGUAAUUUUACUUCCAAUAGUGAUAAUUUGGCAGCUGUUGUUACUAUCGAUGAGUUUAACGCAGAACGAUGUAAUUUUACUAACUGCAAAGCCGGUGGACUGCUGUGUAUGGGACCUGGUGGUAAUAUGGUUGUUGAUGACUGCACAUUUUCAGCUAAUGUGAGAUUUGGCUUAGAAGUGCGCGAAAAUGGAAUACUGACAGUGAGGAAUAGUCGCAUGUAUAACAACGGUUUGGAUGGCUUGGCGAUAGGACCAAGGGCGGCAAAAUGUGACGCAUUUGAUUGUCAAAUUUAUAACAAUGCACGCGAAGGAAUUGCUGCCGUUGACGAUUCCAAGUGCGUCACCCUCGUGAGAAAUCGUGUUUUUGAAAACUACGAGAGUGGUAUAUUUGUGAGGAAUUCGGAAGUUGAUUUAAGAGAGAAUAAGUUUUAUGAUAACGAAGCUUGGGGUAUUUGGUUGGACAGUUAUUAUCGGUGGAAUGUGUCAAUGAAUGAAACUUUCCGUAACCAACUUGGAGGAGUUCGUGUUGGAGGAAAACGGCGCACCGGAGAAGAAUUAUCUCCCUCAGUUGUUGAAUUGAACACGUCCCAUGAUAAUUUUGGCCCUGGAUAUGUUGACAGCGUUUACUCUAUUGAUGACUAUCUUCGUUUUCCAAAAACAAGUGGUGAUUGUAAAUCUGCAAAAUACGAUCAGAAUGUUGAGUACAAUAACGAAGAAAGAAUUACUGGUAAACAAUGUAGACUGUGCUUAUCUUGCUGUUCUGCGUGCUUUCGAAAGUUUAAAGAUUUGAAACAGUGUGGUAAUUGCUUCACUGCUGGGUAUUGCAAUCCAAAUUGCCAAAAAAGACACUGGUUAAAACACAAGAAAUUAUGCAUGGUCUUACGCGAGAAGUCCAGCUUUUUGCUCUCUUCGUUGACGAAGCGCAAUUCUCACGACGAGAUGGUUCUUAAGGCUUAUAUUCACACGAUAAGUGUUGAUGGUGUUGGACCAAAGUACAGCCCUCCUCCACCACGAGAUGGGAAAAGAUUCAUUGUUAAAGUGCAACUGGAUUUCGAUCGUACCAUAUCUAUGAUUGGGGGAACACCGUACACGCUUCUCAUUUACGACCGAAGUCUUGAUGUUCUCCAAACCAUUCAAGAUGAUUUUAUUCGCCGUCUUGUGAAAGAUUUUGGCGUCCUUUGCGAAAGGAAAUUUCGAGAGAAGAAGCUCUGCCUUCACUGCGCAUUUGACAAGACCGGUGAGCUACGAUUUUUCAUCAAUGAUUUUGCUGACUUUCAGAAAUGGUAG
Messenger RNA from Paramuricea clavata, 5424 nucleotides. The record is from the annotation of a GenBank genome assembly. NCBI's taxonomy places the organism in Eukaryota, Metazoa, Cnidaria, Anthozoa, Malacalcyonacea, Plexauridae.